AUGGGAUUUGCAUACACCCUUUCGGUAUCCCACCUCAAUCUAAGCAACCUCAAUCUAAGCGGCCUCAAUCUGAGCAACCUCAGUCUUGGGGGCGGUGGUAGUUUACCAGGAUUUCCCGGAGGUGGUGGGAAUAGAUCUAGAGGUCGUAGAGAUUCUAAAUCUAGUGGUUCCAGCUCUGAUGGAAAGGGACCUGAUGGUAUCGGCUCUGAUGGCUCUGGAAUUUCUGGAAAAGGUGUAAGUGAAUUAGGGUCUAAUGGGAAAAUAACUCUUGGAUCAGGACCUAACAGUAACUUUGGGAAGGAAGGUAAAGGAGCUGGUGGCACUAUAAGAUCGGACGGCAAAGGAACCGGUGGCUCUGGGUUCGAUGUAAAAGGCACUGGUUCUAGUCCUAAUAGUAAAGGCCCUGGAACAUUUGCACUUAAUAAUAAGGGGUCUAGUGGUUCUGGCCUUGAAAGUAAUGGCUCUGAAGGUUAUACACUUGAUGGUAAAGGACAUGGUGGUAAAGGACCAGAUGAUUCAGGACCUGGUGCUAAAAGACCAGAUGAUUCCGGAUCUGGUGGUAAAAGAUCUGAAGGCAAAGGCCCUAGUGGUUCUGGACCUGAAGGUAAUGGACCUAGCGGUUCUGGUAUUGAUAGCAAUGAAUAUAGUGGCUCGGGUCCUGAUGGUAAUAGACUUAGUGGUUCGCUUCCUGAUGGUAAUGCACCUAAUAGUUCUCGUCCUGGUGGUAAAAGACCUAAUGGCAAGGGCAUUCGUGGUUCCGGACCUGAUAGUACUGUACCUAAUGGUUCUGGUACUGAUAGUGAAGACCUUGGUGGUUCUGGACCAGACAGAAGUGAAUCUAAUGGUUCUGGUCCUGAUAGCAAAGGUCCUGAAGGUACUGGUCCUGAUAGCAAAGGUCCUGAAGGUACUGGUCCUGCUGGUGAAAGACCUGAUGGUACUGGACCUGAUACUAGUGAACCUAGUGGUUCUGCUCCUGAUAGUAGAGGACCUGGAAGAUCUGGAACUGAUGGUAAAAGACCUGAUGGUAAAGGCCCUGAUGAUUCUGGACCUGAUAGCAGUGAACCUAGUGGUUUUGGUCCUAAUAGUAGAGACCCUGGAGGUUCUGGACCUGCUGGUAAAGGACCUGGUGGUUCUGGACCUAAUAGUAGUGAACCUAGUGGUCCUGAUAGCAGAGCCCCUGAAGGUUCUGGACCUGACGGUAAAGGCCCGGGUGGUUCUGGACCAGAUAGCAGUGUACCUAGUGGUUAUGGUCCUGAUAGCAGAGGCCCUGGAGGUUCUGGACCUGCUGGUAAAGGACCUAGUGGUAAACGACCUAAUGGCAAAGGCCCUGGGGAGUCUGGACCUGAUAGUAGUGAACCUAGUGGCUCUGGUUCUGAUAAUAGAGGCCCUGGAGGUUUUGGACCUGCUGGUAAAGGACCUGGCGACUCUGAACCUGAUAGCAGUAAACCUGGUGGUUCUGGUCCUGAUAGUAGAGGACCUGGUGGCAAAAGACCUGGUGGUAAAAGACCUAAUGGCAAAGGCCCUGGUGAUUCUGGACCUGAUAGUAGUGAACCUAGUGGUUCUGGUCCUGAUAGUAGAGGCCCUGGAGGUUCUGGACCUGCUAAUAAAGGACCUGGGGGUAAAAGACCUGAUGGGCAAGGCCCUGGUGAUUUUGGACCUGAUCGCAGUGAACCUAGGGGUUCUGGUCCUGAUAGUAGUGGCCCUGGAGGUUCUGGACCUGAUAGUAGAGGCCCUAGAGGUUCUGGGCGUACUGACAAAAGACCUGGUGGUAAAAGACCUGAUGGCAAAGGCCCUGGUGAUUCUGCACCUGAUAGCAGUGACCCUAGUGGUUCUGGAUCUGGUAGUAGAGGCCCUAGAGGUUCUGGGCCUGCUGGUAAAAGACCUAAUGGCAAAGGCCCUGGUGAUUCUGGACCUGAUAACAGUGAACCUAGUGGUUCUGGUCCUGAUAAUAGAGGCCCUGGAGGUUCUGGACCUGCUAAUAAAGGACCUGGAGGUAAAAAACCUGAUGGGCAAGGCCCUGGUGAUUCUGGUCCUGAUCGCAGUGAACCUAGGGGUUCUGGUCCUGAUAGUAGUGGCCCUGGAGGUUCUGGACCUGAUAGUAGAGGCCCUAGAGGUUCUGGGCGUACUGGUAAAAGACCUGGUGGUAAAAUACCUGAUGGCAAAGGUCCUGGUGAUUCUGCACCUGAUAGCAGUAACCCUAGUGGUUCUGGUCCUGAUAGUAGAGGCCCUGGAGGUUCUGGACCUGAUAGUAGAGGCAAUAGAGGUUCUGGGCCUGCUGGUAAAAGACCUAAUGGCAAAGUACCUGGUGAUUCUGGACCUGAUAGUAGUGAACCCCGUGGUUCUGGUCCUGAUAGUAGAGGUCCUGGAGGUUCUGGACCUGCUAAUAAAGGACCUGGGGGUAAAAGACCUGAUGGGCGAGACCCUAUUGAUUCUAGACCUGAUAACAGCGAACCUAGUGGUUCUGGUCCUGAUAGUAGAGGCCUUGGAGGUUCUGGACCUGAUAGUAGAGACCCUAGAGGUUCCGGGCCUGCUGGGAAAAGACCUAAUGGCAAAAGCCCUGGUGAUUCUGGACCUGAUAGUAGUGAACCUAGUGGUUCUGGUCCUGAUAGUAGAGGCCCUGGAGGUUCUGGACCUGCUAGUAAAGGACCUGGGGGUAAAAGACCUGAUGGGCAAGGCCCUGGUGGCUCCGUACCUGAUAGCAGUGACCUUAGACGUUCUGGACCUGAUAGUAAGGGCCCUGGAAGAUCUAGACCUGCUGGUAAAGGACCUGGGGGUAAAAGACCUGAUGGUAAAAGUCCAGAUGAUUCUGGACCUGAAGGUUCCAGACCUGGUGGUAAAAGUCCUGAUGGCAAAGGUCCUGGUGGUUCUGGACCUGAUAGUAAAGGCCCUGUAGGGCCUGUACCUGGUGGUGGAAGACCUAAUGGCAGAGGUCCUGGGGGUUCUGGACCUGAUAGUAGAGAACCUAAUGGUUCUGGUACUGAUAGUAGAGGCCCUGGAGUUUCUGGACCUGGUGAUGAAAGACCUCGUGGUAAAAGACCUGAUGACACAGGACCUGGUGGUUCUGGAUUUAAUGGUAGUGGACCUAGGGGUUCUCGUCCUGAUAGUAAAGUCCCUGAAGGUUCUGGACCUGAUGGUAAUGGACCAGACGAUAGAAGCCCUGGAGGUUCUGCACCUAAUAGUAAAGGCCCUGGAGGUUCUCGACCUGAUGGUAAAAGACCUAAUGGCCAAGUUCCUGGAGGUUCUGGAUCUGGCCUUUCCGGAUUUGAGGGUAAGGGACGAAGGGUCUCCGGACCAGGUGGAAAAGGCUCAGGUGAUUUAGGACUGGAUGGAAAACUACCGGAUCUCUCCGGACUUGAUCUUUCUGGACUUGAUGGAAAACUACCGGAUCUUUCUGGGCUUAAAGGAAAACUACCAGAUCUUUCCGGACUUGAUCUUUCUGGACUUGAAGGAAAACUACCGGAUCUUUCUGGACUUAAAGGAAAACUACCAGAUCUUUCCGGACUUGAUCUUUCUGAACUUGAAGGAAAACUACCGGAUCUUUCUGGACUUAAAGGAAAACUACCAGAUCUUUCUGGACUUGAAGGAAAACUCCCAGAUCUUUCGGGAAUAGAUCUUUCUGGACAUAAAGGAAAACUCCCAGAUCUUUCCGAACUUGAUCUUUCUGGACUUAAAGAAAAACUCCCAGAUCUUUCCGAACUUGAUCUUUCUGGACUUAAAGAAAAACUCCCAGAUCUUUCCGAACUUGAUCUUUCUGGACUUGAAGGAAAACUACCGGAUCUUUCUGAACUUAAACGUGGAAAUCUUGGAGGUAAGUUAAAAACUGCUAUGAUUUUGAUAAAAUAAUAUUUUUUUCUAUAC
Messenger RNA from Argiope bruennichi, 3858 nucleotides. Its product is annotated as collagen alpha-1(I) chain-like. The transcript has 8 exons. NCBI's taxonomy places the organism in Eukaryota, Metazoa, Arthropoda, Arachnida, Araneae, Araneidae. The record is from RefSeq and is a predicted model, not a curated record. The coding region runs from base 1 to 3843 and encodes 1280 amino acids.